Messenger RNA from Punica granatum (pomegranate), 2446 nucleotides. The record is from RefSeq and is a predicted model, not a curated record. Lineage: Eukaryota; Viridiplantae; Streptophyta; Magnoliopsida; Myrtales; Lythraceae.
AUAACGAGAAGGAAGAUUCAUCCAUCCCCUCUCAGACAGAGGAGAGAGAGAGAGGACAAGGAGGAGGAGGAGGAGAAGAAGAAGAAGCAGAGAGAGAGAAGGAAUGGAAAUUGUUGCGUGUCUUUUGGCUCGACGGCGGAGGCUGCUGCGGCUAACUGCUCGAAUCACAUAACUGCCACCGGGGACCCGACCCGUUUCGCUUCCAUUUCAACCCAACUCAACGCUGGUCCUACUCCUUCUUCAUCUUCUUCUUAGUCCCGAGCUCCCCCGAAAGAAAGGAUUUUGAAGGAGCAGAGGAGAUGGAAGUCUUGUUGAACUUUCAGUCGGUGGAUGAGGUUGUGGGGGAGAUCAUGAGGAUCCACAGAUCUCUCCCUGCUCGGCCUUCGAUUGACGAGGUCGAGGCCGCUAGGUCCCUGAUUCGCAGCGUCGAGAAGGAGGAUCAGGUCCGGCUGGACGCCGUUGGGAGGCAGACCAAGGGGGUAGAUGUCCCCGAGGAGCUUUUCAUGAUCCUGCUGGAGAUGCAGAGGAACCUUCUUUAUUUCCAGAGCAAGGAGCAGAAGCGGGAAGCCGUGAAGCUCCUCGAACUCGAGCAUGCCCACGCCCUUUUCGACGAGUACAUUCAGCGGGCCUCUGAGUGCCUCUCCUCGGGUUCGGGCUCUCAGAAGACAAGCAGCUACUCCAAUGGCUCUGCGCCGAACGCCGCCAGCGGCCCACCAAGGGCUGCUGCUUCCCCUGCUCCCUCCUCUUCAGGGAUCUCUGUUGGUGCACCAGGUAAGCCCUCCAAGGGCACUUCUCCGAGCUUGUAUUACUCCGAGAGAGAGCCAUCAAAGAGUGGCGAAUUGUUCACUAGAGACGACAGUUAUGUGAAAAAGGCCAAGUCGUCCUUCUACACAGACGGCAUUGGGGCGGGCCCCGGUGUUUCGACCAUGCCCCAGAUACAGGAUUCAACUCUAAAGGCUGGAAGCUCUUUAGGUCAAGAUGGUGAUAAAUUGAGUUUGAUAAAGCUCGCGAGCCUGAUCGAAGUAUCAGCAAAGAAGGGCACUCAAGAGCUUAACCUCCAGAGCAAGCUAAUGGACCAAAUUGACUGGCUUCCUGAUUCAAUCGGGAAAUUAUCAGGCUUGCUCCGAUUAAACCUAUCGGAGAAUCGGCUGCUUGCUCUCCCUUCAACGAUCGGAGGCCUCUCAUCCCUAACAAAACUGGACCUGCACGGUAAUCGUAUAAUGGAACUCCCUGAGACCCUUGGAGAUCUUCUCAGCCUGGUCUUCCUAGACCUGAGUGGGAACCAAUUAUCUUCUCUUCCUACAACCUUCGGGAGGCUUAUCCGUCUGGAGGAGCUUAACUUAUCCUCUAAUCAGCUCUCUGUUCUCCCCGACUCAGUAGGAUCGCUUGUGAGCCUGAAGAUAUUGAAUAUCGAGACGAAUGACAUUGAGGAACUUCCACACACUAUCGGGCAGUGCUCUUCGCUAAGAGAACUCAGGGUAGAUUACAACCGACUCAAGGCCCUUCCUGAGGCUGUCGGAAAGAUAACAACCCUAGAGGUCCUGUCUGUCCGCUACAACAACAUAAGACAGUUGCCUACUACGAUGUCCUCUCUCAUGAACCUGAAGGAGCUAGAUGUGAGCUUCAACGAGCUCGAGUCUGUGCCUGAGAGCUUGGGUUUGGCGACCACACUCGUGAAGUUGAACAUAGGGAACAACUUCGCUGAUCUCAGGCAUCUCCCGAGGUCAAUCGGGAAUCUCGAGAUGCUUGAGGAACUGGACAUCAGCAAUAACCAAAUACGUGCCCUGCCCGACUCGUUCCGGAUGUUAACAAGGCUUCGCAUCCUACGCAUUGAGGAGAACCCCUUAGAGGUUCCGCCAAGACAUAUUGCAGAGAAGGGUGCGCAGGCGGUUGUGCAGUACAUGGCUGAGCUUGUCGAGAACAGAGACAAGCCGCAGCCUGUGAAGCAGAAGAAAGGGUGGUGUCAGAUGUGCUUCUUCUCGAGGCCUAAUAAACGGAAGCAUGGGAGUAUGGACUACAUCAAAGCCUGACUGGUGCGGAUGUAUUAAGAUGAAUCAUCAGCGGAUAUUGUCCGAUGUGUCUAAGAGAGAGAUCAUUGCAGCGAGCCUAAAUCAACGGGUUAAUCCAACCAUGGAAAGAGCGAUCUCACCGCAAAGAUUCUGGAGCAGCUUCUUCCGACUCUUGCUCUCGAAACUGUAGAUUUUUCGGUACUAUCUACCUUCUUCUUCUUCUUCAUAUUACAGAUUCGGUUCAGUUCUUUCUUUUCUUCAUUGCAUUUGAUUCUGUAUUCUCCAGUGUUCUCGAACUUAAAUUGAGGUGUACAAUUUAGUCGGCAUAAAGAAAUUCACGAAACGAACAUGUACUCUGUAAACUCUUGUAUCCUAUUCAACCCACUUCCCAAUUGUUGUAUUGAAGUUCUAAAGUAUCGAAUCCCCUUCUUCGCUCU